Molecule: messenger RNA, 8094 nt
Organism: Drosophila serrata
Lineage: Eukaryota; Metazoa; Arthropoda; Insecta; Diptera; Drosophilidae
Gene: Hers
Product: Histone gene-specific Epigenetic Repressor in late S phase
Biological process (GO): heterochromatin formation; negative regulation of DNA-templated transcription
Cellular component (GO): chromatin silencing complex
Molecular function (GO): transcription cis-regulatory region binding; chromatin binding
Source: RefSeq, a predicted model, not a curated record
AUGGUCUCGAAGAAGCGUUCCAGCGUCGCGGAGCGCGUACAGCGCUCGACGGCGACCGCUGCGGCAGCCGCGGCAGCAGCAGCAGCAGCGGCAGUGGCAGCGUCAACAAAUCCGGGCAAAAAGCGUUCCGGGAAGCAGACAAAGGCUUCCGGCGCCAGUGCUAGUGCCGGUGACGAAGCGGAGGAUAAGAAAUCCUCCGGCAAGACAGAGGUAGCAGCAACAGCACAAGGUACCUCAAGCAAAAAGUCCAGCAAGGAUUCAACGGCAGUGGGAACAGGAUCAGGUUCAGGAUCGGGCACACAAGCAACGGCCACAGAGAACAGUGGAACAACUGGAAAGGUGACCAGUUCCACCUCCACAUCGUCCUCCUCCUCCUCUGCAGCCACCACCUCAUCAGCUGCAACCACAGCCGGAGCAGUUGGUAGCAACUCAUCCGGCAGCCUAAAAUUAUCACCCGAAGAGCGACACGAGGAUGGCAAAGCGCGAGCCAUUAACAAGAUGCUCAAGAGCCUGGACAUUAAGAUCCAUGGCUUUGACAACCUGCUGCCCAGCGGUGAGGAGCGGCUCAACGAGGGCGUGCUCAAGUCCUCCAUUUCGGAGAAUGUCAAGACCAAGUCACGGGCAGCGGCAGUGAAGGUUAUAGCCAGUCUCAAUCCCGGCAAAAUGCCGGCUGUCAAGAGAGUGCGUCCCUCACCGGAGCCUCUGAAAGAGAAAGCGCCAGAAAAGUUGCCAGAGAAGCUGCCAGAAAAGCAUCCCGAUAAAGACAAGGAAAAGGGCAAACCGCCGGAACAAGAGAUAGUGGCUGCCACAACCGAAGAUUCGCAGGUCACCAAGCCACCCAAGAAAACCAUGCAACAGGCCAAGAAAUCCAAGGUGGAGGCAUCGCCAGGAGUAACAACAACAUCCACAUCUACAUUCACAACUUCUGUCACUUCCAAGCAGACAACAGCCAAGAAUCCCGUCAAGAAACCUACGCAAACCCAGGCAGAACAAUCCACCCCAACGGAGCACAAGAAGGAGGCUACCAAGUCCACCAAGUUGGGCAAGCCCAAAAAGAGCAAUCCAAGCCAGGAGUCGACUCUCGCAAAGAGCACAUCCCGCUUGCUGGACUCCAAUACGGAACCCGUGCAAAUGGAUUUGGAGGAGAUUGUGAGUACAACGCCAACGGCCACGCCAACGCCCACGGCGACAUCGACACCCACAGCCACACCUACACCAACGGCACCACCCACUCCCACGCCCACAUCCAGUGUCACUGGAACGGAGACGAAUCAAUCUGGACCACCGCCACCGCCGAAGCAACGGCCCAAGGUGAAGUACACCAAAACAUCGGCGGGUACAAAAGGUCGCAUGCAACAGGCGGCACAUCACAAAUCGCCAGCUGCCUCCUGGAGUGGAGCCAAGGACAUCUAUGACUUUAAAUCUGGAUCAGAAGAUGAAGAACCAAUCAAGAUGGUGCUGCCAGCCCUGAAGCAACUACGUGAAUUCUCCGACGAGGAUAACAAGCCGCUCAAGCAACUGGGACGCCAGGAGAAGGCCAAACAGCAGGCUACCAUCGACGAGGAGGAACCGGCAAAGGUCAAGCUGGAGGAGAAACCCGCAGUGGAAAAGGAGAAAAAGGAGGAGAAACCCAAGGUCACCGAAAAGGAGUCCGAUCCUUUGGCCAGCGAUCAGCAGCAGCAGCAGCAGCAGCAGCCACAGCAGUCCGAACCAAUAGCAACAAAGGCAGCCAGUAGUUCCACCGCUGGCAAAAAGCAGACCAAGCGAAAGGUGGCCACACCCACUCCCACGCCUACACCUGGUCGCAAGAAGAAGCCCGUGCCGAAAGGGAAGAACUCCAAUCCUUCCAAGGAACCACCAGUUAGCGAUAGCUCUUCGGAUAGCAGCUCCUCGGAGGAUGAGCGCAAACUGAGCGCCUACAGUGGCCCCAAGCGACAUCGGAUGGCCUCACUGAAUGCCCUGGCCAAGGUGCAGUGCCUCUAUGAGAAUGAAUCUCGCACGGCCCAUGAGUUGGGCCUCUCCAAAGCUACACAACAGCCGCCUCGCAUACGAACCCUGGAUGGUAGCGAUGACGAUAAUCACAAGGAUUCGCCACGUGAUGGUGACAGGGAUAAGGGAUCGGUGAGUCCACCACAUACUCCCGCCACGCCGGCAGUUAUCAGUGCUCCACCCAAGGAGGUGGAACCACGAAGGGAAUUACGCAAUGUUCCCGGUGGCAGAGGAGUUGGUAAACAUUGGGAAUUUGACAGUGACAGCGAAACGGAGGAACUGCAACUGCUGCAACCCCUGCCGCCGGUUAAGAAACGCAAGUUGCCCAAAAAGGCGCCACCCAAGAAGACAACAACCAAUGAGACGGAGGCCAAGCGAAAGAAGAAGGUCACACCAGUGGAGGAAAGUGACGAGGAGGAAGCCACCGGUAUAGCCGCUCCUGCUGUUCCGCCCAAGGAGAAGGAGAAGCCCAAGCCACCCAAGCAGUUGCCCAAAAAGCGUAAGACCGUCUUCACCGAGGAACUGAUCGGUGACUACAAGGGCAUUUUGGCCAGAAAACGUAUGGCCAGUCUAAAUGCCAGCGCAAUUGUGGCAGCCACCUACGAGGUGGAAAGGCAUCUGGAUAAGAAUCUGGCUAGUGAUUGUAGCAGCUUUGAGAGCUAUGAUGAGCUGGACACCAUGCCCACCAAGACGACGGCAACGACGACACCCAUUAAAACCGAAAUAGUUCACAUUAAAAAAGAGCCCAAGGAGCCCAAGGAGUCGAAGGAAUCGCAACGCGAAAGAGAACGCGAACGAGAGCGCCAACGUCAGCGGGAAAGGGAAAAUGAGCUCAAGGAUUCAAAGGAUGCAGCCGCCAGCAAAAUGCCCAGUAGUCAUACCAUCAUCGAGGAGAGCAAUGAUUCCAAGUAUUCAAAGGAAACGAAAGAGACCAAUACGGAUACCACUAUAACCACCACUGGCUACAGGGAUUCGGCGGCUAGUACCAAGGAUGCCAAGGAUUGUAGUCGACCCACAUCCUCGUCGGUGGUCAUUGUCCAGGAUACGGAUGUUACCAUUACUGGGGUGUAUGUGAAUGCCAGUAAUGGAGCUGCCCAAGAGGCAUAUUGCAAGAUGCAAUAUCGUGUACAGUCGAGUGUCACCGAGGAGCGUGUCCUGCGACCAGGUUCGGUGGAACCACCCAAGUCCUAUACACCGCUUAGUGCUUUGUCGAGCAUGUUGCCACCGGGUGCCAGUUCUGGACUAAGUGAGGCUCACAGUUCACCGCCACUGCCUAUUCAUGCCCCGCCCACGGGGCCCCAUGUCCUUUUACCCGGCGAACAUCAUCUGAGCGCUGGCAUGUAUCAUGCCCCAGAUCUUGGCCUGCACACGGAGCAUGGCUUACCGGAUCAUCAUGGUCCACCGCCGCCCUCUUAUGCCGCUGCAGCAGCUGCAGCCGCCGCUGCCGCCGCCUAUCAUGCCCAUCAGUUGGCGCCCGGUGGUGGUGGAGUGUUGCAUAUGCAUCAUCAGCAUCAGUAUGCCGCUCAUGCGGCGCACGCUCAUCACUAUCAGCAGGCGGCUGAGUAUGGCCAUGGUCCGCCGCCACCACCACCGCCGCAUCACUAUGGUGGCCCACCGCCACCGCCACCACCACAGGGACACUAUGGACCACCACCGCCACCCGGAGCACCCGUACCAGUGCCCGUCCCAGUACCCGUACCAGUGGCUGUGCCCGUUGUAUCCGAUCGCUGUGAUGUGGGCUCACCGCCGCCCUCAUAUCGUGCCAGUGCCUAUCCACCACCCUCCAGUGUGGGUGUGCCGCCACCCACCCUGGGCGGUGGAUCAAGCGCAUUCUGUGCACCAAGUCCACAUCAUCAUCAUCAGCAUCAGCGCCAGCAUCAGCAUCAGCAGCCCCCGCCGCAUCAUGAUCCCAGUGGUUACUAUCAGCCGGCUGGACCGCUGAUCUCGCCGCAUGUGAUUGCCGCCCCGCCACCGCCGCCGCAGGUAAAGAAGCUGCAAGAGGAGGAGACCACCUCCUCUGCUGGAUCACCCACACAGUUGCAACAGCAACAGGCAGCCGCCGAGGCCGAUCAGGCAGCUCAAGCUCAGGCACAGGCUCAGGCUCAGGCCCAGACACAGGCACACACACAGAGUCCACAGCAGGCACAGCAUCCGCCACAGCCACAGCCGUAUCCGGCCAGCGCCGUGGCGGCCGCUGCUGCUGCAGCCGCCGCCCAUCCGGGCGUGCCCUAUUCCCGCUCAAUGCACGCGGCCCAGAUCCAUUACUCGACCGCCUAUCCGCCCAACUAUUACGCGCCGUAUCCGGGCGAGGUCAUGUGCUACUCGUCGCCCACCUAUCAGCCCUAUUUCUCCAGCAAGGUCUAUCAGCCAGGGCCGCCACCGGGUCCGCCAACACAUCAUCCGCAAGGCCAUCAUCCGCAGGGACCGCCGCCACCGCCGCCGGGUGCCUAUCGUCGCUAUCCGUACUAUCAGCACGCUGGUCCGCAUCCGCCACCAGAGCUCUACGAGCAGCAGCCCCCACCGCCGCCGCCGCAGCCGCCAACCUCUGCAUCUGGUCCGCCGCCACAGCAGCAGCAACCGCCAACGAGCAGCAGUUCCGCUGCAGCUGCAGCAGCCGCAGCAGCAGCGGUCGCAGCUGGAGCACCAGCUGGCAGCCAAUUGGUACCGGCACAUCAGCAGCAGCAGCAGCAACAUCAACAGCAGCCGCAACAGCAGCAGCAUCUGGAGCAUUAUCCAGGACCGCCCAGCUACUACGCCGGGUACAGUCCCGGAGGAGGAGCGGCCGGCGGUCAGUGCUACACGCGCGGACUGCAAGGACCGUAUAUGGAAUAUCCGCCGCAGUGUCCCUGCCCCAUGCCUCAAUCGUGUCCAAAAAACGUCCAUACUGGGCCUCAUAUUGGUAGCAACAUCAGCAGCAACAACAACAAUAUCGAUCAGAUCAGCAGCAAGAACAGCAGCAGCAGCAGCAGCUGCAGCAGCAACAUGUUGCAGAGUGCCACGAGCAACUCCAACAGCAACAGCAGCAGCAGCAGCUCCAUCUUGACUGCCAGCAGCAACGCUAUGACAACAACUACAGCGUCAGCGUUGACUACCAGUAGAGGCCCAGUGAAAAAUGUCACCACCAACACAACACCAAUACCAACAUGCAGCAGCAACAGCAACAGCAACACCAUGAGCAUCAGCAACAGCAACAGCAGCAGCACCCAGACAAGCGAGACAAGCACUCGAGCAACUGCAGCAACCAAUACGACAUGCAGCACGGCAGCAACCACAGCCACCACUGGCACCCAGUGCCAGAUGCUGGUCAAGACAGAGCUCAAAGGCGAGGAUGGCCAAGAAGUGACCAAGAUACAAUAUGAGGCACAUGUCAUGCCACCGCCCACGCCGCCAGAGAGUUACUGUGCCGGCGAUGAGAAGUUGCUCGAAGAGCAGGAUCAUGAGACAGAGCUGGAGCUAAGCCUUGGCCUGGGGCUGGGGUUGGAGAAGCAGCAGCAGCAGCAGCAGCAGCACAUAGAGGCAUAUGACCUUACCUGCAGCACGCCGCCACCGGCCACAGCGACCAUACAUGCUGCAACAGUGCCACGCAAGGCAAGGAUUGGCAAGAGCAUGGCCAGAGAGAUGGUGUAUGCUGCAGCACAACAACAGCAGCAGCAGCAGCAGCAACAGCAGCAACAGCAAAAGCAUCAAAAACAACAGGAGGAGAAGCAGAAGCAGGACACGGAAGCGGAACCAGAGUUGCCUUUUGUACUUAAAGCGGAAAUCAAAGCAGAGACCAAAAUCAAAAUCGAGCACGACGGUGAGGCGGAGGCCAGCACACAUAUCAGCCAACUGCCGGACCUCAAGCCCACUAUCAAAACGGAACCCGAGCAGGAACUAGAGCCGGAAACGCAAACGCAAACGCAGCAUCAGGUGGCGUCAACGGUAACAGAAAUGGAACUAACGUCACACGCACCUGUGGCUAAAAUAGAACCAGAGCAGGAGGAGGAGCUGGAGGUGGAGGUGGAGGAGGAGCAACCCAUGCCAGGUUGCAGCAAGCAACGCAUCAACCUAUUGACCUCUUCGACUGGUAACAAGAAGACCAAAACUCAUCACAGCUACAAGAGCCUAAUCAAGCAGGCAGAGCCCAAGAAUUACCUAUGUCCGGGACGCACUUUUGUGCGUCGUCAUGGCCGGACUCCUUCCAAGUUCACCAAGCGCCGUCAGAUAGUGCUUGCGCAGCGACAGCAGCAAAGGAUACGAAUGCAGCGACGCGAACGGCAGCGGCAACGUCGUCAGCAACGCGAAGCUGAUGAGGCAGCAACUGUGGCAGCAGCAACAGCAGUUGCAACAGUGACACCAGCAGUGGAGAUGGGAACACUGCCUUCCACAUCAGCUGCGGCUACCGAAACCAUCAGCGGCAAGGAGGAGCAGCCCAGCAGCACUAAAGCAUCCACAUCCUGCGCUUCGCCCAAGAGGGCACGUCCCCGCAAGCAAGAGAUUGCUGCCCUUCACCUGAUCGAGGGCCUGGACACGGCUCUGAGCCGCGGGUACUUCAGCGAUCCCGAACUGAAUCACAGCAGUCGUGGCAAGGCGACCACAGCGGUGGGUGGUCUCUAUGCCGCACCCUCACCGCUGCUGGCCACCAAUGCCAGCACCAGUCAGGCGGCAGGUGAGAAGCGUUCCAAGUCAGAGACCAAAAAGCCCGCCGAGGCAGCAGCACAACCGGCAGCUAAGAAGCCACGCAAGCAGGCUGCAAGUACCAAGGCCAAAAGCAAAGGCAAAAAGGCCACAGGAGCGGCAGGGACAACAGCAACAGUGGUGCCUUCAACUGCAACUGUAGGAGAGGCAGGAGAAACCAUGCCUCCCCAAGAGACCAACAACAACGAGUACCAGACAACAGAUUUGCAGGUGCAAAAGUUUGGUGAAACCUCAGGUGCCGCUGCAUCAGCAACCUCUCAGCAGCAGCAACAACAUUCCGAUGAGCAGCAGGACUUGUUCCUGGCACCGUCAACAUCUGUUGCUCCGCCAGUGACCAAUCCUCCGCCCACACGCCAAGGUCAGGCCACAACACACACAAAACGUGCCCGAUCGCGUUGCAAGUUUGGCAAUCGUAAGCGGCAGAAGCAACGACCCGGAGGCGUUAGUAACGAACUGGAUGAGACACAGCCACCGGCAACGAGGGCCAAUGUGGUGCCCAAGUGGAAUAAUGGUUGGAUGUGGUCAGGGACGGCCUUCCAGGGUGCCGUGUUCCUCAAUAGCGAUGAUCCUUUGGUGCUGCGCACCUGCUAUCCAGCCAUGCGUCAUGUGGAGGGCGAUAUUAUACGCACCCGCGACUGUGUACUGCUCAAGGCUAAUGAGGAUAAUGAGCUGCCGUAUGUGGCCAAGGUGGCACAUCUCUGGCAGAAUCCCGAAGAUGGUGAAAUGAUGAUGUCUUUGCUGUGGUACUAUCGUCCAGAGCACACAGACCGUGGACGUCAGCGUAAUGAUUGUCCCGAUGAGGUAUAUGCCUCACGUCAUCGCGAUCACAACUCGGUGGCCUGCAUCGAGGACAAGUGCUAUGUGCUCACCUUUAGCGAAUACUGCAGAUAUCGUCGUCGCCUACGUGCCGCCGAGGAGGAUGUGGAGGACACUAGCAUUGUGCCACGCCGCCCGAGCAGCGGUCAAUGCCAUUCGGUGCGAACGGUGCCAGAUAAUACUAAUCCGGAACUGGUAAUGUUCUGUCGACGAGCCUACGACUUCCGGACACGACGCCUGCUCAAGUUGCCCCACAAGAACGGGCUCGCGAGCAACUCCAGCUAGCGCAAGGCCUGAACCACGCUCGAACCGGAUGUUGGAUGGAGUGUUAUAGGGACAUUAGCUUAAAAGGAAGUGGAGCAAAAGAGAAGAUGAGCCCUGACAGAGAAGUAAUGGGGGAAAUAACAUUGUUUUGAUCAGUCUACAGUCUACAAAUAUUGUUAAAGAUACAUAAUUUUUUUUUUGUUUUUUUGACGGGGUCUUUAUUGUUAAGAGAUGAAGAUGAGAGAGAGAGAGAGAGGAAAAAGGACACUGGUCAUUCGUUGUUCCUAAACAAAAUUUCGAUUGCGACCGGUGACCAAUGUUUCCUUACCCAAACAAAAAAAAAAAAAA